This is a messenger RNA of Vicia faba (fava bean), 435 nucleotides long. The record is from the annotation of a GenBank genome assembly. NCBI's taxonomy places the organism in Eukaryota, Viridiplantae, Streptophyta, Magnoliopsida, Fabales, Fabaceae.
AUGUUUGAAAGGCCUUCGAGAAUAUUUGAUCCUCUCCCCAUGCCGCACAUACAAUUAUUGCAACACUUGGUUAAAGCAUCUUUGGUAAAGCUAAAAUCUCUAGCUCUUCCAAUUGGGGCACUCCCACCAAGGUACGAUGCCAAUGCCAGGUGCGAGUAUCAUGCAAAUUCUCUAGGGAAUACUAUAGAAAAAUGUUGGGCCUUCAGACAUAAGGUUCAAGACUUGUUGAAUUCUCAGGAUAUCACUUUUGACAAACCGAACAUCAAGACGAACCCCAUGCCUCCGCAUGGUGGACCAGUAGUAAAUGAAAUUGAAGUGGUUACUGACUUUGGGCCAGUCAGACAAGUAAAAGCCCUGAUAAACCUUUUUAAAGAAUAUUUGUUAGAAUGUUGGUUUCUCUUGGAACAUAAUGAAUCUUUUGAUAAGACAUUAUAG